GGGGAAGUUGUGACUGUGGGGCAGUUAGAGUUCGAAGUGGAAUAUCUACGACGAAACUGCAGGUUAAAGUUCUAAACGGGGGGCAGGAGGUAUGCGUAAUAAUAUCGCCGACGCUGGAAGAGCUACGUUUUAGUCCUUUCACAUGGGGAACAUCAACUCGAGCCCAGGAGUUCGAAGCUAUAAUGGAUCCAACGUUCAGGACCACGGGAGAACGGGGACUGUCCAGCCGACGCGACGGGCGAACGGGACGGUAGAGGUUACCGUUCACUACCAGCAGUCGCUGCAGGAUUGUCCGUCGACCAACUUUACAGAGGCCGGCUUUGACUCCCUGCUCCUUACCCUACGGGAGCGCUACCCUACCUACAAUGUUAUGCUGCGUGUAAAGGCAGUGAAUGAAUAUCGCAAGACUCUGCCGUUCAAGAACAGUGGUAUUGCCUCUCCUGCCACCAUCAAGCCAGACGUUGCCUUCUAUGUCAGGCCUUUCCCCAGUAUGCAGAAUGAAGUCAAAAGCCUUCUCCAGUCUCAUCUUGAUCCUGGGAACAUUUGCAGGUAAACACUAUGAAAAACUAAUGUGAUGUAGAUAGAAAAUGGUAGCUACAGCUGAAAAGUUGAACGAUGUGUAAUUAUACACAAAUCUCCCUCCCUUUCUUUCUCAUUUCUCUCCCUCUUUUGAUCCUCUGUUUCGC
Molecule: messenger RNA, 686 nt
Organism: Geodia barretti
Lineage: Eukaryota; Metazoa; Porifera; Demospongiae; Tetractinellida; Geodiidae
Source: the annotation of a GenBank genome assembly